Messenger RNA from Girardinichthys multiradiatus, 3083 nucleotides. RefSeq lists its product as uncharacterized. The transcript is spliced from 4 exons. Gene Ontology annotation, molecular function: lipid binding. Lineage: Eukaryota; Metazoa; Chordata; Actinopteri; Cyprinodontiformes; Goodeidae. Gene Ontology annotation, biological process: lipid transport; lipoprotein metabolic process. Bases 270 to 1997 code for a protein of 575 amino acids. Gene Ontology annotation, cellular component: extracellular region; membrane. The record is from RefSeq and is a predicted model, not a curated record.
CGCACUUGAACCGCAAAACAAACACGGGUCAGCAGAUUGCGGAGUUCUGAACGGGUUAACAUGGGAGGGUGCGGUUCAACCUGCUGAUGUGGAGGAAUAUAAAACGAAACCGAACCCAGAUGCGGCCAACCCAAAAACUUUGUGAACGUUGUCAAUCCGACCCUUUUUAUUAGACCUCUGCAUGAAGCCUUCUGUCGGCUCACAGUUCUUGUUCUAUUCGUACAGGAAACGGUCUGAUUCUGAAGGAAGUGAGGAGCGCUCUGAGAAAGAUGUCUGCGGCAAGGAAGGAACUACACGAGGCUUUGUGCCACUACAUCACAGAUACACUCACCUACAUGCAGCUGGUGAGGGGGUUCUGUGAGAUGUUCUCUAAAUGGAAGCUGUGGAGGAAAAAAGAAUUUGACAUGAUGACAGACAUCAAAGAAAGGGCUGACAAAAUUGAUCUAAAUUUCAGCCAUGUCACUCAGUCAGACAACAAAAGGAGGGCGUUUGGCGAAUAUUUGAAGAACAAGUUCACUGGAAUGACAGCAGACCGCAAGUUAGCAGAGCUGGACAGUGAGCUGGCUGAAGUGUUGAAGGACACGCUAGAUGGUCUGGAGAAGCUGGACUGCUUCCUGGAUGCAGUGGAGAAGCUGGCAGUCACCUCGUUGCACGUGUUCACAGUAAGCCAGGUGUUACACCUGCCAGAAGACAUCAACUCUGACCAUGUUCAGGCUGUCAUCACUGCUGCACGUCUCAUCUGCCCUCUCCUCCUGGUGUUUAAAAGAGACGCAAGCUCCUUCUUCCUGCCUAAACUUCAGAAUGUGGAUGUGCUGGCAUAUCAACUGGACAGAUACAUUCAGACCACCAAAAAAAUCUGCGAGAAGAUGGAGAAAAGCUGCCUCAGUGACCUUUCCUCAGAGAUGAUCAAUGAAGCUGUGCUGAACCUUGACGUGGAUUUAUCUGAAAAUGAUGUUCAGAGGAUGGUUGAUCACAUAAAUCAGCUCGAUCAAAUCAGGAUGGAUCCAAACUUUCGAAUGGUGUUCCUGUUUCAGGAGGAUUCGUAUCAUGACUUCAUAAAGGAAUUUAGCGAGAGUCAGCCGAGGAUGUCGGACUUCCUAAACGAGCUGGAGGUGAAUGCUGUUCAGCUAGACAGCAUGAACAAAGGAGCAAAGAUCUCCAGUGUGGUGGGCAGCUCAGUGGGAGCAGUCGGAGGUGUGCUCUCCAUUGUUGGGUUUGCGUUAAUGCCAGUCACAGCAGGAGCCUCUCUAGUCCUGACCAUGACUGGAAUCGGGAUGGGCGUGACCAGCGGAGUCAAUAGCAUUGUCACCACCGCCACAGAGGUGGGAGUUAAUCGUACACACCAAAGGAAAGCCAGCGAAGUCCUCCAAAGCUUCAUGGAGGACGUGAUGAAGCUGCAAGCUUGCCUGGAAGAGGUGACGCAAAAAACAAUCUCCAAAACCGAGACAAGUGAGACUAAUGUGGCUCUGGGAGUCACCAAAGUUAUUUGUAAAUUUGGGGCAGUUGGGAAAAGCAUUGAUUCAAUUGUUGAUCUAGCUUCUGCUGCCAAACUAUUAAAAGCUGAAGAGGUUGUUUCAAAUGUUGGUAAAGUGGCGGCUCAGGAAGGAAAUGCGCUGCGUAACAUUCCCAGGUUAGCCUCAGACAUCCCAGAUGUUGGUCAGGCAGCCGUUAAAGGAUCUGUUGCUGCGUCCAAAUCAGUCAGAGCCGGAAUGAUCGCAGUCAACGCUCUUUUUCUCGGCAUGGAUAUCUUCUUCAUCUGCAAGGACAGCAUCAGUCUGGCCAAAGGCAGCGAGUCAGAGGUGUCGCAGUUCAUCAGAGCCAGAGCUGUUCUGUGGAGCUCAGAAAUGGAUUCAUGGAAGAAGAUCCACGACGCUCUGAAUGAUGGCCUGCUGACAUCUGGGAAAAACGAAGCUGUGCUCGAAACACCUUUUUAUCCCGAUGUUGAGAUGGGAGAAAAAGUUCAGUUUGAUGAGGUGGAUGAAAAACAGACUGUGUGAUACAGUUUAACAUGGCGUGCCUCAUAUAACUACUGACAUUUUCAGAUGAAAAAUCAACUCUCUAAAAUCAGUAAAUGUAGCUUCAAUCUUUUACAGCUGGUUGUAAAUAAAUGUAUAUUGUUUUUUAUGUUAUAUAUGCUUUCUUGACUGAAUUAUGAACUAUUUUAUUAAACCUGUUUCAGAAUCAGAAUCAGAUUCAGAAAAGCUUUAUUGCCAAGUACGUUUUUGGACAUACAAGGAAUUUGUUUUGUUUUCAGCAUUCAUUUUGUUCUGUAGAUUUUACAUCAUAAUAAAUUUAAAAUAAAAGCACUAAUAUAAUCAAUCUGUAUUGGAAAGUAAUCGUGCAGCAUCAGUUCAUUAAUUCUUCGGAAGCACUGAUGUAUGGUUUUAAAAUAUGAGAACACUGUUAAUGCAAAGGGGCUGCACGGUGAUGGCACUGUUGCCUUGCAGUAAGAGUGUCCUGGGUUCGAAUCCCACCCUGGGGUCCUUGUUCCAUGUACUUCCUGUGUGUGCGUGGGUUCUCUCCGGGUACUCUGACUUCCUCCCAUAAAACAUGACCAUUAGGUUAAUUGGUCUCUAUAUUGCCCCCUAGGUGUGAGUGCUUGUGUGAAAGUUUGUUUGUUCUGUGUGUCUGUGUUGCUCUGUGAUGGACUGGUGAGCUCUCCAGGGCAUAACCCGCCUCUCGCCAUCAUGGACGAUGGAUGGAUAGAUGUUAAUGCAGACCAACAGACUUUAUUUUUAUUGGAUUGCAUUGUGAUGCUGCUAGUCGUCACCACUGUCCUGUUGCAGGGUAUUAAAUCACUGCUUGUCCUGUGUUUUAUGCUGAAAAUAAAAUGUUUUUUCAGUGUUCUCUUUUUCUUGCAUAAUAAUAUUUUGUACAUAUUGUUUGGUGCAUCUCUUCUUGAGAUCAAAAAAAGCCUAAUUUCAAUAAAUGUGUUGAAAUUCAAUAUAUCUCUAUGAAAAUGGCUAUAUGAGCUGUAAGGAUGGACACUGUCUAAUAAUAUUCUUGAUGUAAUGUUAAGGCGAAGAUGAGUGGCUUAGUUAAAAUGCCAUUUUUUAAAUGCCAAUAAAUACUUUGAAAAUGUU